This is a messenger RNA of Colletotrichum acutatum, 647 nucleotides long. RefSeq lists its product as uncharacterized. NCBI's taxonomy places the organism in Eukaryota, Fungi, Ascomycota, Sordariomycetes, Glomerellales, Glomerellaceae. The coding region runs from base 337 to 510 and encodes 57 amino acids. The transcript has 2 exons. The record is from RefSeq and is a predicted model, not a curated record.
UAUCCAGUCUUCUUACCAGGCAGGUAUACACGUCAUCCAGCUUGAGCUCCAAUUCGGGACUGAAAGAUGGAUGUGAAGCAAGUACCUCACCUUAACUCUUUUGCAAGUACCUCGCCAAGAACAACGAAUGGCAGCGCAGGAAGGAGAAAUGGAAAUCAAAACAAACCAGAACCGAGUGACAGGGCCUCCAGCUUUUCCCUAAACUUCUAAACACUGUUCCCAAUGGUGUUUCGGAUGCCCAUGACCGUCAGAAAGCUGCCAAUCCCACGCGCCCCCUACCUGCCUUUUGCCUGUACUCCGUACCUGCGGUGCUGCGGUGUGCCCUGACUGACUGGCAUGGCCAAGUCUUUUCACCCUUGCCCCGUACUUUACCCAGUCGAGUCCCGUCAAGCUGGAGGAGACUCGAGAGAGUCGAGAGAACGACCUAACAACCUGCCGCUCGAAGGAGGGAGGGAAGGGGGGCCCAAAAGGCUUGGGAGGCCCCUCAGUUCGGGCCGUAGACACAGAUAGACGGAGAGUCUAGAACCUGACCAAGCGAUUGUAUGAGCAGAUGCCACUCUUUACAUAAUCUCCUGUGGCAAUUUUGAAAUCGGUAUCAACGAGAGGUUCUGCUUUUUUUUUUUUUCUUCUUCGCCUUCGAGUUUCCC